AUGGCUUCUUCUUCGUCUUCUUCGCCGAAGAAAACUUCCUCUUUGAAAGCUACAAGCUUAGCUAAAAGACAAGUGACUGUCUUCAAGAAAGCUCGAGAGCUCUCAAUCCUCUGUGGAAUCGAAGUCUGCGUCAUCUACUACGGAUCAGACGGCGAGCUUAAGACAUGGCCUAAAGACAGAGAGAUAGUCAAAGACAUGGCUCGAAGGUACAGUCAGUUAAGCGAUGCGAAGCGGCGCAAAGGACAAGACGAUCUUGACCAGUUUCUCAAGAAGGUUGAUAAAGAUAAUUCCAAGAACAAGAAGAAGGAGAAGAAAGUGAAAGUUGGAUCCACUUUCAAGUAUCCGGAUUGGGAUCCGAGGUUUGAUAAUUGCUCUGUGGAGCAGCUCACGGAACUGAUUCAGUCCUUGGAGUUUACUGAAACCAAACUGCAACAUAGGCUUCGAGCUGUUGAAAAGCAGAGACAGUGGAAGGUUCAUUACACUAACAUGGCUGCUCAAGAACAGAUGAUUACUCCGAUGAAUCAUCUCCAACAACAUUCAAACCGGAGUUCCAUGGAUAUGUAUAACCAUGGGAUCGGUACAUCAGCUUUUAACCAGUCGCAAUCUCUAGCUCCGCUUCCAAAUUCACUGAGGAUACACCAGAGUCCGAAUAUGGAAAGUUACUCGAGCUUACUUGGGUUUCAAGAAACUGGAAUGGAUGAAGGCCUGUGCCCGAACAUGUUACCCUACAAUAGCAUCAACACAAACUGUGGUAAUGUUUUGCCAAACCAGUUUCUUCAGAACUGUUACAACGUGGAAGAUUUGUGUGGCUUUCUUGGGAUACAAGGAACUGGCAGCAACAACAUGAAUGGGGAAGAUUACUCCGGGUUACUUUGGCCGCAAGGAACUGGGACUAACGGGUUGCAGAACAUGAACAUGUUCGGUUACAACAAUAACAUCAACAACACCAAUGGUUUUCCGCAGCAGCUUGUUCAUUUCCCGGUUCAAAGAACACCACCGGUUGUUCAAUACAUGGAUCGGUCAACACAACAUCUAUAG
Messenger RNA from Eruca vesicaria subsp. sativa (arugula), 1038 nucleotides. NCBI's taxonomy places the organism in Eukaryota, Viridiplantae, Streptophyta, Magnoliopsida, Brassicales, Brassicaceae. The record is from the annotation of a GenBank genome assembly.